AUGGCCAUUGUUUUCUACUUAAGUCUUUUAUUUUAUCUAGUGGUUUAUGCAACUACAAAAUAUGCUAUUAUUCCACACGGAGUGAGCAUGACGUGCCAUCAACGGUAUUUCAUGAUCAGUGUUAAUCAACACUUAGUGGGAAAGAAUAUCAGCUUCGAGGCUGUCGAUGGGAAUGGUUCCUAUUCCAUCACUGAAGAAUAUGCUAACAAGUGUGGAUACAGUCUAAGAACUAUUCAUUUCAAAAACCGUGUGCAGUUACGAGCGUCAUACUUCAGCUGUCACACUGAUGAGGUAGACAAGAUGUACACGUUUAGUUUUAACUUGGUUGCACACGACAAAGAAGACAAGGUCACACAUGCCCUGAACAGGACGUGUGCUCCAUCUCUGCCUUGGUCACUCAGAGAGGUCACUUGUGAAGUCAACUACAUGGAGGUGUCUGUUCGAAGUGAAAUCGCCUGCCCUACUGCAACACGGAGGAAUGACUGGGACAACCUAAAACUUGCUCAUGGCAAUUCCUCUGCAGACUGGCAGGUGACCUUUCAGAACGGCGGGGAGCAGUUUCCGCCUACAUCGAUUAAUGAGGCUCUCGGAGAAGGCUAUGUCUUUGACUUGACCAGUGACAGGCUUGUGUUUCGGACACCUUAUGGGCAGCCUCACUCGUUCACCUCAGUGAUUGAUGGAGUCCCAGUAGAGGUCGUCCACGCCACUCUAUUUUCCCGACAAAGUUGGCUUGUGCUCCUCGUUGACCUUGUUGCUGCCUGCUCAGUGUAUAAAGCCACAUUUGAAGAUGAAGGAUACAUGUCAUGGGAGACUCCAGAUGUGAUGUACCCAGGUCUACACACCACUCACUUGAGCUUUGGCCUCGACGGGAACCUCAUGCAGCCUGCUGUUGCAAAGACAAAGGGAUAUGUCAUAGAAAAAUACAACAAUACAGUGGAAAUCGGAAUCCCUUAUGAUGCCGCGGGAAGUGACAGGAAGAGUGUUGUAUCUGGAGGCUUGUAUGAAUCCUACAGUUAUGACUUCUACAUGGAGCAGCUGUCUGUGGAUGAAGAUGGAAUCGAAACCAGACUUCGAACUCACAGAACUAUGAGGACUCCCCUUCUGAUGCGGACACUUCUGGAUGAAAAUCGAACAGUUCUGCAAGAGAAACACUUUACAAUCUACCUUGGUGAUAUUCCUCAAGACGUUGAGCUGAUUUCAUUGACACUAAAUGAACAAAUAUUUCAAGUACCUUUCACAAAUAUUAGCGCCUUCUCAUUGGUAAAGGUUGUUCAUCCAAACGACACACACGGCUACAGUUUGAAGGUGCCGUUCUACAAUUCGCCAGUCAUUCAACAGUUCUCUACAGACAACAUAGAGUUCAAGCUUUACAUAAACUACACACUGAUGGUUACCCCUGAAAACAAUCCUUUCCAACACAAGGCUUUCUUUAUGGCAACAAUACCCGAUCUUGAUCCUCCACAAUUCGACGCCUCCUGUUCAGAAAGCCUCAUCAGCUUUAAACUAGCUCAUAAACCAUCCAACUCUAAGUGGGAGUUCACCGUCGGCUCAGACCCACUGACCCCGGAGUUGGCUUCUAGUCACGGAUUUGCCAUGAGCAACAACAGCCAGGCUCUUCAGUUCGAUGUGCCUCUGCUCUCCGAUGGCUAUGACAAUAAGAAUUUCAGCUUACAAGGCUUCGAGGGUACUUUUGAAAUCUACGUGCGAGAUCGAGAGACCUCUCAGAUUCAGAGUUCUACUGUGAAGUCCUGUCCAUUCUUAAUUGAUGAACUCUUAGUUUGUUCCACUGAUAUGAAGAUGGUCGCUUUGGUGAACCUGACACUGGCUGUUGUGAGUGGAGAGGUUCCAGCCAACAUGACCUUGCGGGACCGAAAGUGUGGACCCAGACAGAGUGACGACACCAAGGCUCUGUUCACGUUUCCCAUGAAUGGCUGUGGAUCAACUGUCAAGCUUGGGAAGGGAACAGUCACAUAUGAGAAUGAGGUCCUGUACAGUGAGAAGUUUGUCAGUGAGGAUGCAGACAGAGUUUUUCUGCAGUGCACAUAUCCGGUUAUGAGUCUACACCGACUGUUCUCUGUAAAGGGCUUUGAAUCAGACACUCCUGGAGUGGGCCGCAUUAUUCACACAUCAGAGUCUGCAGCAGGUCUUCCCAGUACCAAGGCUCCAGUUUCACAGCCACAACCACAUCCACGUCCACAUUCCUCAUCUCGCUACAUAAAGUUUUCAGAGUUCAAAACUCAACAACUCAAACUGGGAGGGUUGGGUGGCGUAAGGGCGCUAAGAAACAAAAAACGUUUAACUUAA
Molecule: messenger RNA, 2304 nt
Organism: Knipowitschia caucasica
Lineage: Eukaryota; Metazoa; Chordata; Actinopteri; Gobiiformes; Gobiidae
Source: the annotation of a GenBank genome assembly